This is a messenger RNA of Cotesia congregata, 1158 nucleotides long. NCBI's taxonomy places the organism in Eukaryota, Metazoa, Arthropoda, Insecta, Hymenoptera, Braconidae. The record is from the annotation of a GenBank genome assembly.
AUGCUUAAAGCUUUGGCAUUGGUUUUAACAAUUGGAUACUCCUUAGGAGCGCCAGUUGAAGUUCAAGAUGAAACACUUGGAUUCACUGCUAAAUUCGAGUGGCCAUGUGAAAGUUCUAUGAAUAUCUACAAAAGUUUUGAUAAAUUUAUUAACAAGAAUAUAAUUGCUACCAGGGCUGUUAUUUACAAAGACAGCGCUAUUCUUGCUUUUCCCAGAUUCAAAUCUGGAGUUCCCGUAACUUUGGGAAAAUUAUCCCUAUCAAACAACGGAGAACCUCCGAAAAUCGGCGCAUAUCCUUGCUGGUCAAUGCAAGAAGAAGGAAACUGCGCGUCUUUGCAAAACGUCGUAGAUAUUUUCGUCGACCAGCAAGGAAUUCUCUGGGUUCUGGAUACCGGAGUCGUAAACACUUUGGAGAAACCAGUACGCAAGUGCCCGCCGAAAGUUGUCGCAUUCAAUCUAAAUACCGAUAAGCUUAUUAAAGUAAUCGACCUGGCCCGUUUGACAACAGAAGCUUCCCGUCUCCAAUAUCUCCUAACAGACUACGCCGAAAAUGGUCAUAUCUACGUUUACAUAACAGACGCGGAAUCCGGAGCCAUUUUAGUUCAUGACGUAACGACCGGACAAAGUCACAAAGUCAGUUUGCCUCCACAGGUAAUGGAGAAAAUUCCAAAGCGCGAUGUGAUGACGCCGAUUCUGAUCCACCGAGCUGAUGGAACUACAUGUAUCGUCUUCACUUAUCUCAGUGACGUAAAUAUCUACACCGUUAGCACCAAAUCUCUCCAGAAUGUCCAGAGUUCGGUGAAAUUCCACGUGAUUGGUCAGAAAAAGGCCAAGAUUGUCGUCCUAGGAUCUGACAAUGGAACCGCAAUGUUUUUCCGCUAUGAAGGUCAACCUGAUAUCUAUCGGUGGGAUACCCGCUACAUAUUUACAGAUGAAAAUAUCAUCAAAGUUUAUUCCGGGGACGACGCGAUGUUUGCAACUCACGUCGCUCCGGAUUACAACUCAGAAAGGAUCAGAGUCCUCGAGUCAAAUUUUCCAGAUUUCAUCCAAGGCAAAGUUGGCUGUGGUGUUGAACACACCUUCAAUAUUAUUUUAUUUAUUUCUUCAAUGAUAACAAUCAUAUCGCAACUCAAUGUGAAAGUAGUUCUUACUGUAUAA